AGCAUGCGCAGUUGGUUCAAAAGGGCUCUAAUUGGAGUUUUUCACAGACGUCUUCGGGUCGUGCUAAAGUCGUUGUCCCGGCCCCGCGGACUCUUGAGCAGCGUCUCAGAGGAUCCCUCGCUGCCUGAUGGUGCACUACGAACUUGCCGUCAUCUUCCGUACGCUGGGGAAGUCGGAUCUGCCGGCGGCACUGCGUAGCGCAUGCGGUACUCUGCUGGCGCAGGGGAGCAUCGUGCGAGAGAUGGAGAGCAGAGGAGAGAGGAGACUGCCGUACAAGAUGGGAGCACACAAGGAGAGAUUCACCCAUGGAAGAUAUGUGAUAUUUGACUUUGAUGCCCCGCCCCAGUCAGUUGGACUCAUCCUCUCACAGAUUCACCAAAACAGAGACGUCAUUAGAGCCUCUCUAGUCAAAUCAGAAUCACCAUGACACUUUGUUUCAGUCUCUUCUUGUGUUGAAAUAGUCACAUGAUAUUGAAGGGGUC
Molecule: messenger RNA, 482 nt
Organism: Geodia barretti
Lineage: Eukaryota; Metazoa; Porifera; Demospongiae; Tetractinellida; Geodiidae
Source: the annotation of a GenBank genome assembly